CUAACUGUCCUCAAAGAAAAUCGGUUGAAGAUCUCUCGCUUGCCCGCGCGUGUGUAUACAUGCGACCUCAGUUGCUCCUCGAGUUUCCGAAUAAAAAGUAAACUACAAUUCCUGGAACUGGAAGCGGGAGUCACUUGUUCAUGACUUACUCACUAGUUGUGAGUCACUACCGGCUAAACAUUAAUGUUGUCAUACAUUUGCUUUUAUUAACCUAUGUUUGUCAAAUUGUCGGGAAAUGUGGUGUCAGUUUUAAUAUGUAGACGUAAGGGAAGGGGAGUAACCGGAAAUCUUUUAUGCUCACGUGUUUGUUACGCAGAUGGGCACGCCUUUCAAACCGGGUUGCAUUUCCAAGCCCAAACGCGUCCAGAUAACAUGGGCCCGCACGUUUAAUCGCUUUACAUAUGAUACAAAUAUUAUUCAUUGAUAAUUACACGCUUAUAUCAUGGAUACAGCGGGGCUGGAAGACAGCUGUUUGGGAUACGAGGUUAUUCUCACAGAUGACGACGCAUCAACGCCGUGUUGUCCACAUGGACCAACUUUGUUAUUUGAGAAAGUUGCGAAACGGGCCGAGGGCGGAAGGAGGUUUUACGCGUGCUCGGCUUGCAGAGAUCGCAAAGACUGCAACUUUUUCCAGUGGGAAGACGAGAAAGUGUCAGAGGCCCGAAAGUUGGCUAGGGAGUUGGAGAACAAAAGGAGGCGGCCCCCGUUCAGCCAGCAGCAGUACAGUGCAAGGUUCCAACAGUUUAUCGCCCUCUCACCUGACGAAAAGAAGUUUUGUCAGGAUUGCCAGGUCCUCCUCCUUGCCGAGGAGACGGGUGCACACGCCGCCCACGUAUGCAUCCCUGUGGCCGUUGCCCAGCUACGGCGCCCCAGCAGGCUGCUGUGUCCCUUGGACAACAAGAAGAGCAAUGCGCAGUAUCUGUUCACCGAGCGUACCACCCGCUUCCUGCUGGGCACUCUGGUUGCCCUGCGCUUCAACAAGGUGCUGUGCGUGGGCACGCCCAGACUGCAUGAGCUGAUUAAAUUGGAAUAUCCGGGCGGAGAGACAAGGCCAAUGAAAAGCCUCCUGCUAGACAUCGACUUCAGAUACGCCCAGUUCUACGGCCAAGAUGAGUUCUGCCACUACAACAUGUUCAAUCAUCACUUCUUUGAUAGUGAGGCCUCGAUUGCAGUACUCCAGGCAUUUCUCAGAGAGUCGAAUGGGGAAAAGGUGGUGAUGGUGGCCGACCCUCCGUUUGGGGGUCUGGUGAAACCGUUGGCCAACAGCUUCUCUCGUAUCGCCCAGGCAUGGUUGAAACAGCGAAUCUUGGGCAGCAGUAACGUCAACAUGCCCAUGAUAUGGAUCUUUCCGUAUUUCUUUGAAGCUCGCAUCCUCGACUGCUUCCCUUGUCUAACUAUGCUGGACUACCAGGUGGACUAUGACAACCAUUCCCUGUACAAGCACGGGAAGACAGGAAGGAAGCAGUCCCCAGUCCGAUUGUUCACGAAUAUUACUGCCGCGGAAAUUGUCCUUCCCGAGGAGGAGGGUUACAGAUUUUGCGCCAUCUGUGAGAGAUACGUGUGCUCCCUGAACAAGCACUGUACCAAAUGCAACGUCUGCCCAUCCAAGGAUGGUCGCCAUUGGAAACACUGCUCUGUUUGUGAGCGAUGUGUGAAACCAUCAUGGCGGCACUGUCAAUCAUGCGGCCGCUGUGCCCUUCCGGACCACCCGUGUGACCAACGCCAAGGCGAGGAAGGUUGCUACAACUGCGCAAGCCCGGGGCACAAACGCAAAGCUUGUCCUCGAAAACACAUCAGCAGUCGUCGGUCCACGUCCAAGAGAGGACGCGUCGUCCAGACCAAGAGGAGAAAAGAAAGAAGGAAAGAUAAAAAAAAAUUGUAAGGAAUAAUUGUAGACUCAAUUGUAGCCAGUUGAAAGGGACACUUGAUUGGGCUGAACAUGGCCAACUGUAUGUAAACAUGAGGUUAGCCCUAAAAUUCCCCCCCUUGAAAAACUCUUCAGUUAUUUACGUUUAUUAUUUUGUGACAACUUUGAGACACUACGUCAUGCCCCCAAAAUGGGAGGAAACUGCUUGAUUGACACAUCAGGCAGACGAUGUCAUUGCGUUAUACAGCAGAGGCGAGCGUUGUAAUAUUGUUUCCUGGCUUGCCUUGUCAUUUUCUGUUGUCACGUAGCGUCUGAAAAUGGUGCGAGAUCGCUACCGAAAUUCAUCUGCGCAUUCGCAAUGACGUUGGACUGCAGCAGAUUGCUCAGAGCUUCAGUCAGAAUGAGGAGGGGCCCAAAAUACUGAUACGCAAUCGUGACCUAUCGUAAUUUCACUUGACAUUCCUUCCCCACGCAUUUGAAUAUAUCCUCGCAGAUUGUUUUGAAAACACUUAAGACGGUGGAUUGCGAGUGAACUGGUUGAACUUGUGGGAAAACAAAAUAAACUGCGUCAGGAAUUGGCGGUCAAAUUGACAUAAGCGAAGCGCCGAUUUUUUUCUGCGUUAUGUAAGCUAAGUUCCGUCAAAUACACGUCCCUCAACAUUUGCCGGUGGUUUAUUUAUUUAUUUGCACAGAGACGAAUAAAGUUUUUCGCACAAUAUUACGAUUUGAUUGCUUUUAUCCAAGUUAUAAAUGAUUUCCCCCUCUCACCCGUAGCUAUGAUUCAGGUCCUUUGAAGCAUUUUAAAAUCACUUUCACUUUCUUUGCUUUUAUUUUGAUUCUUGUUUCUAAAUGCUUGUACAUGUGACUACAAAUUUUCCUGUUCAUUUUGGUCGGAUACUUUUGUUUCAUUGCCUUUGAAUGUCGCACAGUUUUUUUUUGGUGAAUGCUUUUGAAUGUACUUUUGAUUGUGUGAAGACCAUUGAUGUGUCUCAUGUAUGAAAUGUGCGAUAUAA
Molecule: messenger RNA, 2880 nt
Organism: Hippocampus zosterae (dwarf seahorse)
Lineage: Eukaryota; Metazoa; Chordata; Actinopteri; Syngnathiformes; Syngnathidae
Gene: zcchc4
Product: zinc finger, CCHC domain containing 4
Exons: 13
Coding region: 443-1882 (479 amino acids)
Biological process (GO): rRNA methylation
Cellular component (GO): cytoplasm; nucleolus
Molecular function (GO): rRNA (adenine-N6-)-methyltransferase activity; nucleic acid binding; zinc ion binding
Source: RefSeq, a predicted model, not a curated record